AUGUGGCCGGUAUUCAUGCUCUUUAUUUUCUUAGUUGUACUUAUGAUAUCACUAGCACUGUACUUUUGGUUGUCUGAUUAUUUUACUCUACGAGAUGUUCUGGGGUUUAUACCAGGCCCGAAAACCUGGCCAUUUAUCGGACACUCUUGGCAAAUAGCUGUAAUCCCUCCAGAAGAUCGGUUCGAGUGGCUGAACGAUCUUUGUUUGGAGUAUCCUUCGGGUAUGGUUGUGAUUUGGCUUGGAAUGCAGCCUUUCGUAAAUAUUCGUAAGCCUCAGCAAAUAGAAAUUAUUCUGAGAAGCGGCACGUUUAUCGUCAAAUCAAAAACUUACGGAAUUCUGAAACCUUGGGUGGGAAAAGGACUUCUCACGGCCAAAGGCAACAAGUGGCACAUUCAUAGACACGUCGUAAGAUCCGGAUUUGAAGAAGAUGUAUUGAAACAUUACCUAACAGCAAUAAAUAAGAAAGCAGAUGUACUAAUGAAGCAAAUAAGUGCAAAAGUACGACCAAAGUCUUCUAUCAAUAUAUUUUCCUUGGCUAUGAAAUACGCCUUCGACAUGACCUGUGAAACAGUGUUAGGAAUCGACGUAGAUACGUUGCAAAAAUCAGACAAUGCAUGCAGUAGGGCAGUUAAAGAUUUUUGUGAAGCAGCCACAGAAAGAUAUUGGAGAGCAUGGGUGACAUCCGACUUCAUUUUUUAUCGAAAAAAACUUGGAAAAAAAAUGUUAAGAACUGUGAAGAUUUUGCGUGAUCUUACUAAAAAUGUAUUAAAACAAAAGCAAACAGAGCGACAAAGUGAAAAACAAAGUGUUGAAGAAAAUCGUGGUGAAAGAAAUACAGAAACAAAGGAAAGUAGUACAUUGUUAGAUCAUAUUUUGGAUAAAAACGAAACCUUUCAACAGCCACUGACGUUUGAAGAAAUAAGGCAGGAACUGGAUACAUUUUUAUUUCUAGGAUACAAUACCAUAUCAUCAGCGAUUUCUUGGGCAUUAUUUUCUCUUGGCAAUGCUCCAAAAGUCCAAGCAAAAUUGUUGAAAGAAUUAAACAAUGUUUUGGGUGAAAAUGGAAUGCCAGCGACAAUUGAACAAUUAACAGAAUUACACUAUUUAGAUAGAGUUAUACAAGAAGUCCUAAGGCUUUAUCCAAGCAUACCAAUAAUUGGCCGUUCACUGAAUAAUCAUGCAGUUAUUGACAAUUUCUUUAUUCCAAAAGGGACCACCGUAAACAUUCAAAUUUAUCAACUACACCGAGACCCUGAAAUUUGGGAAAAUGCCGAAACAUUCGAUCCCGAUAGAUUUUUGCCAGAAAACAGCCAGGGAAGACAUCCUUAUGCAUAUGUUCCAUUUAGCCUCGGACCAAGACGGUGUAUUGGGGAUACAUUAGCAAUGUUGGAAGUGAAAAUUGUACUGUCAACUAUUUUGCGAAAGUGGCGCGUUUCUAGUCUUCUGAAUCCUAGUGACAUUAAAAUGACUUCUAGUUUCUCUUUGAAACCAGGUGAUAAUAGAUUAGAACUUUUUUUUACACCAAUAAACAAGAAAUAA
Copidosoma floridanum is the source of this 1539-nucleotide messenger RNA. RefSeq names its product cytochrome P450 4C1-like. Lineage: Eukaryota; Metazoa; Arthropoda; Insecta; Hymenoptera; Encyrtidae. The record is from RefSeq and is a predicted model, not a curated record.